UGCAGACCCCAACCCGAAAGCAUCUUUCGAUACAUGAAAACCUUUGACUUGGUUAGGCUGCUGCGGCCGAUACAAAAGGAUUAUAUGAUAGUUGUAUAUCUGGCCUCCGAGCUAACUGCUAAGGAUAUCAACUGCCCCUCAUGCUUUCCGGCAAUGAGUCAGAUUCUGCCCGUGGUGUACUUCAGUCAGGUGGAAAAACCCUUGAGAGCCUUGAACCACCUUAGUCGGGGAUCGCUUAAGCCGGGCCUGACUUGGCACUCACUACCCAUGGAUGGAUCAGAGAUUGACUUGGAGAAGGAGAUACGCUGCCAGAUCGGUAGCAUUCACGGCUUCAACUUUGGGGAUCGCAAUAUGCAAGCGCAUGAUGCCACAAUUGCCGCCGUGCUGGAAGUGCUCAAGAGCUGCCAUAUCAUCCACAUCUACACGGCCCUGGAGGAGGAGGCCACCGCUCUGAGGCGUCGUCGCGUGUACAGCAUGUCCAGCCUGCGGCACAGUCACACCGAUAACAUAAAUGUCAUCUUCACCGGCGAUGUAGGCCUCAAGGCCGACCCCACAAACCUCACGAUAUUGCGGCACGAACUCGCCAUCGUUGGGGUGCAAAAGAUCAUCCAGGCCAAGGAGAUCAAGCUGGGUCACGUGGUGCGCUACAAUCGCACCUAUGUUAAGCUGAAAACGGGCAACGACAGCCUCCAGAUGGGCCUGGUGGGUGUGCAGACUGUCAAAAAGGGUUUCGUCUUGGCCUUGAAGACUGACAUGGGCCACAUGUUGAUUGAGUGCUUGCCCGUGGGCGGCAGUUGGUUCAUCACACGCAUUGUCUUCAACACCAAUAUGACGUUCUAUCCUCGGGAAAUGACAGUCUUCAGUUUCCAGCACAGUCUGUGCUGUCAGUCCGUUACCGCGUAUUCGGAUGAAGGCUGGCGCGUGACACUGUACUCCUUUCACUUGGAUGUCAUGCGUAAAUCCUCGGACUCGGGCUAUAAUCCGGAAUACGUACCAAAACCCUGCUGGCACUGCGACAAAUACAUCAGUUCCGUGCUCUCGCAGAGCAUCUUCGCACUGGCCAUUCUGUUCUUAGUGCUUUGCGUGGGUCUGAUUAUGCUCUGGGACAUUGGCCGCAAUAGAUUCGUGCAGAAUGUAAACGAUCCGGAUCUGCACAUCAAAACGGACACUUAGGUACCUGCCAUAGCCCGUUAGCGCUCUCUCUCUCUCUCUCUUUGAAUGCACAUUCUAUGUAUGCUCUCACUCUCCACAAAAUCUAUGCUCUCCUCUACACACAAGCCGCACACACUCUCCACACGCUCAAGCUGCACAUAGACUCUCCACCCACACACAAGCUUCUGCACACACUCUCCACACCGCACAGAUUCUGCCUAAUUCACUUGCUUACAAAUCUAAUCAUGGUGCGGUACUAGGCGAUCGCCACUGUCAGUGGACAGUGGACAGUGGACAGUGGCAUCGUAAUAAUAAUGUCAUUGUCGCGUUCUGUUAUUGUCCCGUUCUAUUGUCAUUGUUAUUGCUAUGGCCAGCGCAAAAGUCUCCACAGGAGAGGCAACCUG
Drosophila guanche is the source of this 1556-nucleotide messenger RNA. RefSeq lists its product as uncharacterized. NCBI's taxonomy places the organism in Eukaryota, Metazoa, Arthropoda, Insecta, Diptera, Drosophilidae. The record is from RefSeq and is a predicted model, not a curated record. The transcript is spliced from 4 exons. The coding region runs from base 34 to 1173 and encodes 379 amino acids.